GCAGUAUUGUUAGCCUGCCAGACCAAUAACACGCGCUGAUGGACAAACAGUAUUGCCUUUUCACUCCAUGGCACAAUAACAAAGAGAUAAAAUUUUUACAAAAUUAGCACAAAAAUUGACAUUUGGGAAGACAAUGUUGGYCUCUUGAAAAAGAGACACGUCUGAAAUUCUUUGAUUUUUUUUUCACUUWUUAAUUCUGUCCUAAAAAAACAGUUCCAUKCGCAAUUUCAACACAAUUUCAAAUUGAAAAGCCCUGCAAGAUGGCUGGACUUUUGUUCGGUAAAUUUAUAAGUACAAGUUAUAUGCUAAUGUGAAAUGGUGGGCGUCAUUCGUAAACUUGAUCAACAGAGAUCUUAACAGAGGUAUCUAUUCAGUGAAAAGAGCAGACACUGCCUAGUUCUUGGCAUAUAUCGAUCCAYUGGUAAGCUAUCUACCAUCAGCCAUACUCUGUCCACUGAAGCAGUUUCCUUUGUUCCCUAAGGGAAAAGUGCCAUUUCCUUCUCAUAUUACAAAAUCGACUUUGCUCAAGCAAACGUCCUUUCCUCGCUCAAAAAGACAUUCAGUUUUACACGUCAAUUAAGUAGCCUUAAGAAGCUAAACAUAGAAAGAUCCUGCGCACUGAAGGAAUCAUCGAGAAUCAUUGACAGUCCUAAGGAUUUUCUUACAAGAAAGAUUUGAGCGCUUCAUUUUCAAGUGAGCUAGCAAAAAGUGACACAUCACUUUUCGUCGCUCUUAAGGGAACAGCAAACAAACAAGAACUGGCUUGACAACGUAAAGAAAUAACCUUGAAUAUAUCCUGGAAAAGCGUUAAAAUGACAGAUAAAAUCAUCUAUUUGUGCGGGGAAUUCCCAUCAAAUCGAAUGGAAGAUGUGAACUCCAAGUGCUUGAUUCUCGGCAACCUAGCAUCGCUGUAUUCAGUGAGAAGCCAUCCUGUUGUCGAUACUAUCGAUAGCAAUUUUGAUAAAACUGAACUUUACACCACAAUAACACGAUGCCAUGUUUUUAUUUUCAUAUUUAGUAAGGAAACGGUGAACGACACGUUUUACCUUAACCAGUUAGGCAUAGCAAAGGCUUAUGGAGUGCCUGUGAUCGGAGUCCGAGAACCAAGUUAUUUUAUGCCAAAUCCACUGCCGGAACAGUUUUAUUUUACUGAGAUUGUAGAUUAUACUGGUGUUAUCAGAGAUGGACGCAGUGACCGUGGGGUUCAUGGAAGCGCUAAAAAACAACUUUUACUAGCUGACGCUCUGAUUCAUGAUUUUAAGACAGCCAUGGUAUACGCGCCGGAGUUCCACAAGUCCUGUUUUCAACGACUUCUCCACAAAGUGUCUCAAGCUUUUAACAGAAGCGAAAACGAAAAAAAAUUUUAUUCGGGUUUGAAGGAUCAACCGAGAGUUACUCCUUUUAAAGAGCUGUUGAAUGCAACGAAAGAUCAAGCAGCACUGAAAAAUAAGAUCCCAAAAUGUCCGAAAUGCGGUUUUAUUCUCAAUAAACAUCUCUCCAAAACACCAACAUUACAGCGGGCGUCGAGUACAGGGUCAUUGUUAAGGAAGGGAGAUGCUUUUGAAGGGGAGUCACUACAGCAACAAAAACAAUUAUUUCAGAGCAAAAAGGCGACCUUGCAACCAACUACUAUUGUGAUCCCAGCGCCACCGUACUCCGCGAAAACUCAAAUCCUCCGAUCUUCGACUCAGAACAACCCAAUAAUUCGUCCUCAGCCUUAUAAAGUAAACGAACCUUUCAUAGGAAAACUACAAUCAAGACACACUACACUACAAAAAGAAGAUGUUGAUAAGAAAGACAACAAAAAUAUCAUGAAAGGCGAGUCGAAWAAUGACAGCGAAAAGAAAACAGAACAGGACAAUAUAAAAAACAAAUCGCUACGGAAGCAGAGUCGCGUCGGGAAUGGAAACUGGACCGAUAAGCUCAGAAUCAAAUUGCGAAGACAGUCCAGCCUGCCUGUAAUUCCUACAACCUAUCUUGUCACGUCUCCUGCGGCGGGAGAUAAACAAUUAUCAUUUGUCAAAUAUCCCCCUGAGAGCUUUCUGCUUUCCCCGCGCCAGAGUCUUCUACCGAUCUUUUCCGAGGAUGAAGAACAAGAAACUAUCCAUAUUUCUCGUCCCCCUAGUCCAGAUGGUUCGAGUUGGUCGGAAAAAGAAAAAGAAAAGGGAAUCUAAAGAGAUAAACGGGGAUCAAUCAGUGUCGAUCUGAGAGCUCAACCAAGUGGACUGGGCUCUACAAAACAAGACRACGUCAUCAUAAACAGACCUCUUGUAGUUCAGUGGAAUACUGUCGCUCCAUUGAAGGGACAAAACAAUGGAUUAUAUAGCAUCCAAGAGAGAGCGUUUUCGAUCUUUUCAACUUUAGGUAACAUGUAAGGGAGCCAUUAUUCAGUCAAGUUAGUCCCCCUUCAUAUUGGCAUGUGAAUGCUGUACAAAUGGCCUAUGGUCACAAGAGAGGUCCAUCGUCCAUCGUCUUGCCCCCCAGAUCAGUCAAGCCACAGAACUACAAGGGGUCUGCUCAAAGUAGAAUAUGAAACUGGGAUAUUCAGACAAUGGCAUUUUAGACGUUCCAGAACCAAAUACUUAAACUCUUUUGUACAAUUAGUAAAAGGUGUCAGCAUUGUCUGACCAACUAGAACCUCAAAURAAUUCCUUUGCUUUCAUCUAAGGCUCUGGGAAACUCUGUAGAGCUUUGUAAAUAUUGUAGGUGUGUAGCUUGAUCCAGAGCCUCAGAUGGAGAACGAGGAGAGUCUGGAAACAAGAAUGGCAUGUCUCUCUUGGGUACUAUAGACGAUAUGAAAAAUGAUUAUGCAAGUGAUGUCAAAAUGUCGUUUCAUCUGAAUGCAUUUUCAGAACCAACUGUACAUAAAAUGGCCUACCCUCAAUCUUGUCAAAUAAAUUACAGACAUGUACAAUUACAAUCCUGAUGUAAUAUCUAACCCGAC
Messenger RNA from Exaiptasia diaphana, 2944 nucleotides. RefSeq lists its product as uncharacterized. The record is from RefSeq and is a predicted model, not a curated record. The transcript has 3 exons. Bases 813 to 2174 code for a protein of 453 amino acids. Lineage: Eukaryota; Metazoa; Cnidaria; Anthozoa; Actiniaria; Aiptasiidae.